This is a messenger RNA of Cyclocybe aegerita, 1215 nucleotides long. NCBI's taxonomy places the organism in Eukaryota, Fungi, Basidiomycota, Agaricomycetes, Agaricales, Hemipholiotaceae. The record is from the annotation of a GenBank genome assembly.
AUGGAGCCAGGGUGCAGGAAGGAAUGCACCACGCCGUCUGGUCUCCAGCAACAUUUCCAGAGUGUUCAUCAAGUUCCAGCAGCCCUUCAACCCCCCUCAAUCCAGCCCACAAGACCUGCUCAAAGUUCUGGCCUGAAUAAUUCCUUGCCAUCUGCCAAUCAUUCAGAUGAGGAUGUAGUUCAUCCCUCCUCUCCCCACUUCUCCUCACGUCGAUCUCCACGGCGCUCUCUGUCCAGCAGUCCUAUUCAAACCCCUCGAGUCCCCUUACACCAUGGCAAUUCUGCCUAUAACCCUCAUCGCCUCACAAUCAAGGUUCAUCCAAUUCUCGAUGGAAUCCCUUGCGAUAUUGACGGUUUUGACCUGCCACCUGAUUCAGCCCCACAACCUGUUCCAAAAAGUGACGACUUCUUCCCUUUCGAGACGCGUGCAGAAUUUGAGUUUGCCAAGCUUCUUUACAAGGAUGUUGAAAUGUCUGCAAGCAACAUCGACAGAUUGCUGCAGCUGCUGGCUGCCCUCAUCAAGCAGGGAGAGGUCACCUGGGAUAGUUUCUCAGUCCAGUACAAUGGCAGCCCAGCAGACAGUGACAUGCCGCAACCACCGUGGAUGGAUCAAACUUACGAGGUGUGGUUUCAUGACCCACUCAAGGUCCUCGACAACCAGAUUGGCAAUCCAGACUUCAAGAAUGAGAUGGACUAUGCUCCAAAGCAGGUCUUUCAUAAGGGAAAGCAUCAAUACCAGGACUUGAUGACAGGGAAUUGGGCUUGGGAGCAAGCGGACAAAAUUGCCCAGGAUGGCGACACCCAUGGGGCCAUGUUUGCCCCAGUCAUUCUCAGGAGUGAUAAAACAACAGUUUCGGUCGCAAUAGGGCAAAAUGACUAUUACCCCUUGUACAUCUCACUCGGAAAUGUCCACAACUCACCCCACAUGGUCAAGCCUCGCGUUACUUGUUGUGCAGAUGGCCAUUACCGACGAGUUAUUUAUGGUCUGGGUCCUUAUAUUGCUGACUAUCCAGAGCAGGCACUUCUUGCCUGCAUCAUGCAGAACUGGUGUCCAAAAUGUACCUCGCCCCCUGAUAAUCUUGACGCACCAGGAGCAGUUCCACGCACACACCUUCAUACGGAUACAUUAGUUAAUUCAGGUGGUGUUGAAUUGAAGGAGCUGUGGGACGAUUAUCACUUCUAUAAGCUAGAAUUCUAUAUCAAAUACUGUGUCUAA